CGGUCGGUGGUCGGGUUUGUACGAUCAGAGAACACGCCAGUAAAAAAAGUUCGUUGUGCGAUCUUUCCUUUGCUCGACAAAUAAUACGUAUACGUAUUGUGCCCCCUACCGAAGGAAGGGCUGUGAUAUAUCAAAAAAGGAAUAACUAUUUAUAAAUCUACCAAUCAUGAAUGCAAAGUUCAAUCUGUGCCGGUGGACACUGCUGGUGAUCAGCGUAUUCUGUCUGCUGAAGGAGUCCUCGGGCAGCUUUUGCUCCAUGGAGAAGAUGAAGACGGUCGCGAUGGAGGCCUGCGAGCAUCUAUUUCAGCAGGACGAAGCUGCACGGCGGGACAAGCGGUCUAUAGAGUACAGCCAUCACCAUCUGAAUCGCCUGGGAUACGGCAAACUGCACGACAAGCAUCAUUACAUCACCCGGAGUAACUAUCCCAUGGGUGGCUAUCUGAAAGUGAAUCGUGACCAUUACCGCCGUCUCAGCGAGCUGGAUGUGGUGCCACGCUACAAGCCCAAGAAGAUCCAUCACGAGAAGAAGGAGCGCUUCAAGCGGGAUCAUGCCAGCAGCUCGUACAACAACAUCUCCUACUGCUGCUUAAACAGCUGCAACGAGGAGUUCUUCUGCUAGUUCUUCUUCUCCAUGGCCUCACUCCGUCCAUUGCCUAGAU
Molecule: messenger RNA, 659 nt
Organism: Drosophila persimilis
Lineage: Eukaryota; Metazoa; Arthropoda; Insecta; Diptera; Drosophilidae
Gene: Ilp8
Exons: 3
Coding region: 167-619 (150 amino acids)
Source: RefSeq, a predicted model, not a curated record